Messenger RNA from Nematocida major, 1530 nucleotides. RefSeq names its product 2,3-bisphosphoglycerate-independent phosphoglycerate mutase. Bases 1 to 1530 code for a protein of 509 amino acids. Lineage: Eukaryota; Fungi; Microsporidia. Gene Ontology annotation, molecular function: manganese ion binding. Gene Ontology annotation, cellular component: cytosol; cytoplasm. The transcript has a single exon. The record is from RefSeq and is a predicted model, not a curated record. Gene Ontology annotation, biological process: glucose catabolic process.
AUGCACAGAAAGUGCUGCCUGCUGGUAUUGGACGGGUACGGAUGCAAUGAAUCUCCUGAAAAGUCUAUAGUUGACGGAAUAGAAAGAGCCUCGCCCGAGUGCAUAAACAGCCUAUCGCAGGCAUACCCCAGCACCCUUUUGUAUGCGCACGGGACACACGUUGGCCUGGCAUCAGACGAGAUGAUGGGAAACUCAGAGGUUGGCCAUCUUACCUUGGGCGCAGGCCGGGUUGUGCUGCAGGACAGCGUCAGAAUUCGAAAGACUCUUUCUUCGCACGCGGACGAGGUUGUGGAUAAGGUGCUCCAUGAGAAAAAAGAGUGCAUGCACAUUCUUGGCAUUCUUUCCGACGGGGGAAUCCACGGGCACUGGCUGGAUGUGCUGGACCUGUCUAGAGCGGCUGCCAAAAAGUGCGAAAGGGUCUAUGUCCACAGCAUCUCCGACGGAAGAGACACUAGGCCCGCGGAGUACCUGAAAUACCUGGACAUGCUGCUUGCAGAAGCCCCUGAAAACGUGUGGGUUGUGUCGGUGUCUGGCCGGUUUUAUGCCAUGGACCGGGACAAGCGAGACGAGCGAACGCAAAUGGCGUAUUCUGCCUACACAGAAGGCAGCGCCCACACGGACCUGCCCAAAACACGAAGCGAGUGCGCCUCCCGCAUACGCGAGCAUCUUGAAAGGUCGUACUCCGAGGGCGUAACCGACGAGUUUAUCCAGCCGCUUUGUCUUGCAGGCGUGGUGAAAAAGGGAGAAACGCUUGUCAUAAGCAACUUUCGAGCAGACCGCGCCAGGCAAAUAUACGCAUGCAUGGACAAGCAUGCGGAUGUGUAUACAAUGACCAGGCUGUGCCCGGACCAGAGGGCGGAGAAGAUUCUUUUCCACCGGCCGGAAAUAGCAAACACGCUUGGGGAUGUUUUGGAGAGCAGCGGGAAGACCCAGGCCCGCGUGUCCGAGACAGAAAAGCAAGCGCAUGUUACCUUCUUUUUUGACGGCGGAAAAGACAAGGCACGAAAAAACGAAACCAGAGAGAUCCACCCAAGCAGAAAGGUGAACGGAUUUGACGAGGUCCCCGAAAUGGAGGCUGCCGAAAUCUCUGCGUCUGUGCGCGCACACAUGGAGAAAGGCACAGACUUUAUUCUUGCCAACUUUGCAAACUGCGACAUGGUCGGCCACACGGGCCUUCUUGAGCCCACCAUCCAGGCAGUAAAGGCUGUUGAUGCUGAGAUCCACAAAAUAUACCUCUGCGCAAAAAAGCACAACUACGGCCUGGUGAUCACAGCAGACCAUGGGAACGCCGAAAUAAUGGAGGAUGCGCGCGGCGUUGUUAAGUCGCACACGGUGAAUAGGGUGCCUGCGAUAACUAUCACAAACUACUCCGACAGAGAUGCUACAGCCCCGGGACAAAAUGCAUUUGCACGCCCCCCCAUUGGAGAGCACACCCUUGCAGAUGUAGCUCCAACGGUCCUGCGUAUAAUGGGCCUGCCACAGCCUGCUGAAAUGACAGGAACGCCUCUGCCCGAUGCGCCCACUCCUUGA